AUGGAGCACCCCCAGGAGCCUGCCUUCCACGUCCACAUUCAGGGUCUAUUGAAGGAAGAUUCUUACUACGUGCUCGUGAGCCCGGAUGACACCGUGCAAGAGCUAAAGGCCAAGGUGCCACAUGGCUCUGAGGAAGUGAAACUGGUUCACGCAAGCAGACUGCUGGAAGAUGGCAGGACCCUGCGAGACUAUGCAAUAACUCCCAACAGCACCAUAUAUCUUAUAAGAAGUCUUCGUGGUGGUGGUAGUGUGAGCCCUCCAGAAGCUCUUCCUUCAGCAGGGCAUGAUGAUGACGAUGAUUUGGUCAUCGCUCAAGGUGUUUUUCCUUCAGGACAGCCACAGCGAGCUGGACUUUUCACCCCAGAAACAUGUCUGCGCUGUGUGAGGAAGCCCCUUCCAAAGAUGACACCAGAGGAGAUCCAGAGCUUUAGGAAUGACAACCCCAGCUAUCGAGCUCACCUUCCCGGAGCAGGCUCCUUCCAGUGCUCUGUGACAGGCCUUGGCUUUGAGGUGAGCUCAGCGGUGAUCAUCUGGUACAAGUAUGGCUCCUGGGACGAUCACCUGGGAGCCUCUGCCCAGGAGGAAUGCGUGGUUGCUGGACCCCUGUUCUCCAUCAGAGCGCAGCCAGGAGCGGUUCGUGCAGUGCAUCUGCCCCACUUCGUGUGCCUGGCAGAAGAUGUAGAUGUCAGCGAGUGCAGAAUUGCCCAUUUUAAAGCUGGGAGCAUGACCCUAGAGAAACCAACAAAACUGACUCCUUUCUACGCUGUCCUGGGAAACCCCAGCUUCUCACUGCUUGGGGUGGUUUGGCGAAGGUUCCGUUCAGCUUUAAUUUCACUUCCCAUGCAUUCCUUGGUGCUGAUCUUUCAGCAGCUCAAUGCUGCAAAAACAACUCUUCACCUCUACCUGAUCCCAGAUGACAACUCUGUGAAGCAGGCCAUUGAAAAGCAAGAGAUGAACUGGAAUUCCAAACUUAUUCCCAAGCCUUCUCCCCUCAAUCCUCUGUUCUUUGGCUGCACGUACGAAGUUUCCAGUACGUCUCAUGUGGAGAUAACACCUGAACCACACUUGCCAUUCUGCUACAAGAGUCCAAAGGAACAGCAGCUCUUCAUUGAGAUCUACAUCAAGAAUAUGGCAGAGGAAAUUUGGCUCCUUAUGACGGACAUACGCAACAACAGCCUGGUCUGGAAGGUGUCCCUGAGGUCAGGUGACUGUCCUGACCUGGAGAGCUUCCAGGAUCUUGUUGCAGAUCGGACUUCUUCUCCUCCUGCCACUGCCUCCUGGUCCUCCUCAGGUGCAGCCUUCGUGAGGAAGCACAAGAAGCAGCUGUGUUGUAGGAUGGGGAGGGUCUCCCCUAUUCUGCUGCACUUGCAGGAUGCCAACAUUAUCAACAGCGAUGAAGAAGAAGAGGUACGAAGCCAAAACACACGUCAAAAGAAGAACAAAGUUUUGCUGCAGCUGGUUGAAAGAAAAGGUUGCAUGGCCCAAGAGCAGCUCUACAGUAUUCUCCAGGAGAAGGACCCGUUCCUCGUCAGAGACUUGCAGAAGUCCAGCUAG
This is a messenger RNA of Tinamus guttatus (white-throated tinamou), 1554 nucleotides long. The record is from RefSeq and is a predicted model, not a curated record. Lineage: Eukaryota; Metazoa; Chordata; Aves; Tinamiformes; Tinamidae.